Molecule: messenger RNA, 2494 nt
Organism: Xylona heveae TC161
Lineage: Eukaryota; Fungi; Ascomycota; Xylonomycetes; Xylonales; Xylonaceae
Exons: 4
Coding region: 1-2301 (766 amino acids)
Biological process (GO): regulation of telomere maintenance via telomerase; telomere capping
Cellular component (GO): nuclear telomere cap complex; chromosome, telomeric region
Molecular function (GO): G-rich strand telomeric DNA binding; telomerase inhibitor activity
Source: RefSeq, a predicted model, not a curated record
AUGGAUGAUAUUCCUCCUCCCAAAGGUUACGUCUCGAUUGAGGACGUUUGCAAGCAACUUAACAAGACUGUGAACGUGAUUGGUAUCCUUGUUGACUAUAUGCCUGCAUCUGCAACAAGAGGAAAAGGUAGUAUUGUCGACCAAAACAAUCAAGUCUAUGAGUGCAUCCAACUUACUUCCGCCAAAAUACUAGAUUACCAAAUUACAUUCGCCAUCACUGAUAUGAGCCAAUAUUAUUCGAACGGCUCAUUGAGAGUGAAAUGUUUCAACAGCAACUUGAAGGAGCUGCCUGCAGUUCAGGGUACCGGUGAUGUGGUGAUUUUGCAAAAAUUCAAGAUUACGAGUUACAAUGGCAACAUUACACUCUUGUCAAGUAGCUGGUCUCAUUGGACUGUGUUCCCCGCAAGCACAAUACCUGUCGAGCUGAAUCCCAAGGAGCCAAGUAUCCCACACUGCCGAUCUCAGCGCGUUAGAGUACCGCCUUCGCCUGCGGAGUGCCUUUAUGCCGUCCAGCUUUGCAACUCUCAGGACAGGAGCCAAUUUACUGUCCCUGCGGAGGUACCAGCCUCCUUAGAGAAGCCUGAUUCGAAUGGCCGAGUUAUUACGGCGUUUCCGGCAAAGGACAAAUUCUCUCUCGUCAAGGAUGUCGAAGUCGGUUCAUUUUAUGAUCUGGUCGGCGAAGUUAUACGCAUAUUUAGCGGGAACAGUGUCAUUGAAAUGUACGUGACGGAUUAUACCCAGAAUUACAAUCUUUACAAUUAUCGGUGGGUGCAUGACAAAGAAGAUGCCACCUCACGGGACGGCGAUGAAUAUGGGUACACUUCUUUUAGAAAGCCAGACAAGCAGUGGCCAGGACCUUACGGCAAAAGAACUUUACGUGUCUCCCUCUGGGGUAAUCAUGCCUUUUAUGCGCAAGAAAACGUUAAAGUGGGUCAGCAUGUCUUGCUACGAAAUGUCCGAAUGAAAAUGGAUCAGUGUAGUCAGCUGGAGGGAACCAUGUUCGACGAUAUGAAGUUCCCUGACCGAGUGGAUGUCUCGAUUCUGAAGCCAAAUCACGAUCGUGUGAAAGAGGUGAAAGACCGAGCCGAAGAUUAUUGGGAAAAGAACAAGACACAAAAGGAGAAUUAUCUUCAGCAGAUACACGGCAUCAAGAGAAAAGGUGGCAAUCCAGGUCCAGGAGAAUCCAAGAGGGCGAAGAAGAAUAAGAAAAGGGCUCAGAAGAAGAGAGAUGUGAGAAAUAAGGACCAGGAAAGUGACAAAGGAAGCGACCCCGAUGAUAACGAAGGAAAGGAGGGGGGUAAAGAGGAAGAAAGGGAAGCUGAAGACGAGCCUUUUGAUCAAAGUAAAUUGAACAAGCAUGUGAAAGCCAACCAUCCUGCCUACCCCGUCAUACCGGUGUCCGAAAUUGUCGAGAAGGACCUGUACGAACGCACCUCCCCCAAAGGGACCAAUUUCAAGGUACCUUUUCUUAAUGCCAAAUGUCGAGCAUGCGUCAGAAUAGUCGAUUUUUACCCGCCCAAGCUGGAGGAUUUCGCCAUACGAGUAAAUCCAAAAGAAGCGCAUCAGAAAGAACCAAGUUUCAGUGACGACGAACAGGGUUUUCACUGCAGCCCGAUUCCUGAAUCCCGAAGCAGAUGGCAGUGGAGAUUCUGCCUUCUCCUUGAAGAUGGGCGGUCAUCUUCGUCCUCAAGCAAUGAAGAGGUGGACAGACUGCAAUUGAUUGUGGCAGAUAUGGAUGCAGUCUUUUUGCUCGGGAUGGAUGCAACAGAUCUCCGCAAUGACGAGAAUGCUCUCUGCAAGCUUCGCGAAACUCUUUUUAUCCUCUGGGGCGAUCUUGAAGAGCAAAAACAAGCUGCUGCUGCUGCCGCCGCCGCCGCAAGAUUGAAGGCCCACACGGUCAUUUCUCCACCGAUAAACUCCAACGUGCUCCAACCCCUCGAUUUAAACAGUCGUCACAUCGGAUCUCAUUUAACACCAAGAAAACAGUCGACCCAGGCUGUUCCGUCUACAAAGGCGGAGAAGCCCAAGUCCAAAGAUAUUCAACCUCCUCCAUCAAAACCUGCCCCACCAUUAUCACCUCCUAUUCAGGCGCAAACGCUGCCUAAAUCUUCCGCCAAACCAUUCAUUUGCUGCAUUAAAGAGUACGGUGUCAAAGUUCCAGUCACAAUGCCGCUUUCUAUUCCCAGACCUCCUCCAGGCCAGGCCGAGGACGACGAAUACCCUACCUUCGACCUAAUCGACGACAUGGGAUGUCGCUGGGAACGCAGGUUUCAGCUUUGGGGCACGACAAUCAUGACUUGACGUGAGCCAUCUCUAAAAGUAUUCGGCGUUUGCUGGUUCUCAAUCGAUGUAAACUUUUGACAAUUUUUUUUUCCUCAAGGCGAACUUCUCCUCUAAGCAGCAUUUGGGCGUUUUGAUAUCAACACGACGCUUUUCUCACUUUUAAUUUUCCCUUUGCCAUCUGCUUUUUGGUUUCAGCUCUUUGCAUUGGUCA